UCAUUCGCUUAUCUCUCAUGUAAGGUUGGUGGCUAGCUUUACGAGAGCUUCUCUCACUGCCCAUCUCUUCUUUAUCCGAUUUCUCCAAGCUAGCCUUCCAAUGGAGCUUUGUUUUCCAAACAUUUUGACAUCUUUUCUGCUUGUACUUGCAGUAGCUGUAUCAAGUGAUGCUGCUCUACCUUCUGAGAUUUACUGGAAAUCAAUGCUACCCAGUACUCCAAUGCCAAAAUUGGUUCAGCAUCAAUUAACAUCUGGUGCCUUUGUAAAUUCUGGUCAGCUGCGAAAUCUUGGAAAGAUGACUGUAGUUCCUAGUUCCGUUAACAUAAAUUGGAAUAAAUUUCAUAAAUGGGGUUCUGCGAAGAAGAAGCAGGGAAUAGCAGGUUUUCAAAAUAAGAAACAACUGAAGAAUAAUAAUGUUGAUCCUAAAGAUGUUGAUUACUACUUCUUAGAGGAAAACUUGCAUCCAGGCAGAAAGAUGACUUUGGAGACUUCGGAGCUAUCAGGAGACCAUAGAGGAGCUAUCCUCUUAUCCCGCCAAGUGGCCGAUUCAAUUCCUUUCUCCUCAAACAAAUUACCAGACAUCUUACAUCGGUUCUCAGUGAAUGACAGAUCAAUAGAAGCAGAGGCCAUGAAGGAGACAAUCAUGUCUUGCGAGAGGCCAGGAGAUGAGAUAGAAGCAAAGCGCUGUGCAACAUCAUUAGAGUCGAUGAUAGACUUCAGCAUUUCAAAGCUGGGGAAGAACAUCAAGGCCGUGACGACGGAAUUUGAAUAUGGAGAGAAUUAUAAUGGGAAGAAGAAGAAGCAGUUCAUCAUCUCUUCAGGCAUCAAGAAAAUGACUGGAAACCCAGUUGUUUGCCAUGGCAUGACAUACCCAUACGCUGUCUACUACUGCCAUGUGAUACGUUCCACAAGGUCGUACGUGGUUCCAUUGGUCGCUGCUGAUGGGACAAAAGCAAAGGCCAUCGCUGUGUGCCACACUGACACUAAGGAUUUCAGCCCUGACCACAUAGCCUUCAAAUUGCUUAACAUUAAGCCGGGGGGAGUUCCUAUUUGCCACUUCCUUCCAGAUGAUACCAUUGCCUUGUUUCCCAACUAGAAUUUCAUAUAUAUGACUAGUAGUACUAAUAUAUAUCUCUCUCCAGCCUUGUAUGAAGUGUGUGUGUGUUUUUGCUAUCUAGCUAUAUGUCAACCUUCGCCUAUUAUCUACAGAUAUGUAUUGCUUGUGUGUAUUUCACAUCAUUAACGGAGGGAGGAUCAACUUGAAAUUAAAUUAGAA
Nelumbo nucifera (sacred lotus) is the source of this 1276-nucleotide messenger RNA. RefSeq names its product BURP domain-containing protein 6-like. Lineage: Eukaryota; Viridiplantae; Streptophyta; Magnoliopsida; Proteales; Nelumbonaceae. The record is from RefSeq and is a predicted model, not a curated record.